Messenger RNA from Effrenium voratum, 1335 nucleotides. The record is from the annotation of a GenBank genome assembly. Lineage: Eukaryota; Dinophyceae; Suessiales; Symbiodiniaceae.
AUGUUCCAGGAGGAGGUUCUUGGAGAAAAGGACCUGGAGAUGCUCAUUGGCGCUGCGGAGAACUAUGUUGAAGACCUUGAGGAGAUCUAUCAUCUCAUGCCCCAGGAGAACCAGAACCGCGUCGAUCUGAUGGAGGUGUGCGGUCCGGCAGAGAGCGCUCUGUCGGGAACAUUUGAGAAGAAGGGGGCGAAGAUCUUCCGAGUGGGUUUGCCGGACUACGACAUGAGCACCAGGGUGGGCUUCCAGAAAGUGCGAGAAGAGAGAUGGAGGCUUAAGCCCCGAAUGAUGCGGAUGUCGUUGCCCUGCGGGCCGUACUCACCAAUUCAGCAGGUCUUCAACGAAAAGUCAGAGGAACAGUGGUUCAAGAGCAUGAUGCAGAAGAAGAAGAGCAGAAGGAUGAUCCGGCAUGGUCUACAGCUGGUACGAGACCAAGUACUUGAUGGCGGAGACUAUGCUUGGGAAUGGCCAAGAGUGAAUGGCGGCUGGUGUUUGCCAGAGGCGCGAGGCUUCUUCGAGGAGAUGGAGGCGCAAGGAAAACUCUAUGUGGCAAAGCUGGACGGCUGCACCGUGGGAGUGAAGUCCGAAACGGGCAGGCCGAUGAAGAAGCCGUGGACGAUAAAGACAAGCCUCAUUGGUCUGGCAAACGCUCUACGACGACGAUGUCCGGGAGAUCAUGACGAACGCUUGGGUGGAGGACGCGCGGAGAAGAGCGGUUACUACCCGAGGCAGAUGCACUCAGAGUUUGAGACGUAUCCUGUUCUGGAGGCAAAGGAGCAGGUGGCGAGCACGGAGAUGACAAAAGACGAGCGGAAGAAGGCGGCGGUGCUACUGGAUCGACUACAUCGACGUACGGGACAUCCGUCAAACAGGGCUUUGGCGGCAUGCCUCAAGCACCGCGGAGUGAAACCAGAAGUGGUGAAGCUGGCGCUUCAUCAUCAGUGCUCGGACUGUCAGGAGAUGCGGCUAGCUGAUGCCACUCCAGCGGUUUCGCUUCAGAGGAGCAAUACCUUGUGGCAAUGCAUGCUGAUGGACGGCGCUGACGUGAAGUAUGGAGACCAGGUGGUGCACAUUCAACCGCAGAAGAAGUUGUUCGGGCGGACCGAGGUGGAGCUGAUGCCUUGCGCUGCGGAAGCUCGCGGUCAGAUCGGAGAGGUGGAGUCGCUCAUCCGGAAGGUCAAGCAGCAGGACGCGCGGGUCAUGCUGAACAGCCAGAGCUGUGAAGAUCCAACUUCAGCGGUGGUGGCGGUGACUGCAGCUCACAACCAGCUGGAUCGGGCGCAAGGUUUCUCGCCGGGUGCUGGGAAGGCAGUUCACUCUGGCGGGGAGGUUUUUUGA